ACAAAAAUAAGCGCGCAAGACCAUCCCAAUUUUUGUGGAGUUUGAGAGAGAAAUAAAGGUUUCUUGCCUGCCAAGGCUAUGGAAAAAUAUGCUUACUUUGACUUAAAUAAUUAAUUGAUGUAGCGAUCCAUCAGCAGCUUUGGAGAAACAAAUUCCAGGCUUCCUUCUCUUCUGGACAUUAAAACUAAAAGUCAUUUGUCGUUGAACAAUUUAGCAUUCGCUCGCUCGCACAUCCGAUCCACAUUAAUUCCUAUAAAUUCCGAUUCCAACACAAUCCCAACUUGAACAUCUACGGCACAAAUUAAUAGCAGUCGGCAAUGUCCGGAGACGAGAUAGUCGUGGUUCCCUUCCCCCACCCCGGCCAUCUUUUUCCUGCCAUCGAGCUCUGCCUCCGACUCGCCGAACGAAAUUGCAGAAUCACACUCAUUCAACCCACCUCCUCAGCAUCCUCCGCCUCCUUUCUCCAUCCUCUCAUCAACACCGUUCAUCUCCCCAUCCCCGACUCCAUCCGCAUCGACCCUUCCUUCGUCGACACCACUUUCCCCAAAUUCCUCACCGAUUUCCUCGACGAACGCCGCCGAAGCUCUUCUCUCCCCAUCUGCGCCAUAAUUGAUGAGAUGGUCGGAUCGCUUAUCACCCCCUUCGUCGAUUUCGGCGUCCCUGCCGUCAGCUUCUUCACUUCCAGCGCCAUCUCCUCCGCGCUAGAACACGCCCUGUCACAAAUUGAGCCGCUCGACGUGGGAUCCACCGCAGUCUUUGAAGUCCCCGGCUUGCCCAAAGAAGUGGCUAUGUCCGCUUCCGACUUUGCGCACCACCAAAACGGCGGCCCGCCACCUUUGGGACCCCACCGGUCGCGAGAUGGGCGUCCCCGAAGGCGGCGGGAUGUAGCCUCCACGGACGGGGCGGUUGGGCUGAUCAUGAACACGUGCGUCGAUCUGGAGAGUCCGUUUCUAAAAUACGUGGCUCGUGUGGCUGCCAAGCCGGUUUGGGCCGUCGGCCCGUUGCUGCCCGACCUAUUUUGGUCGGCGUUGAGCGGGCCGGCUCGUGACGCAGCUGGCGCUAGAAGAGGAGGAGAGUAUGGUGUGAGUGAGGCUGCGGUGCUUGACUGGCUGGACUCCAAGCCACAAGGCUCUGUAAUAUACGUGUCGUUCGGAAGUCUUGUGGGUCCCAAUGAUGCAGAGCUGGAGGAACUUGCGGCUGGGUUGGAGGAAUCGGGUCGGUCGUUUAUUUGGGUCAUCAAGCCCGGUGCCCGUCAGCAUGAACCGGAUGGCCGGCCCAUUGUGACCAACGGGAGCGGGUAUUCAUCCGAUGGGUUGGAGAAGAGGGUGCAGGGGAGGGGAAUGGUAAUUAGGGGAUGGGCACCCCAGCUAGCUAUACUAAGUCACUCGUCAACGGGCGGGUAUGUGUGCCACUGCGGGUGGAAUUCGACGUUGGAGGCGCUCGGCUGUGGGGUGCCUGUGCUGGCUUGGCCUAUUAGAGGGGACCAAACUUACAAUGCCAAGUUGCUCGUAAGCCAAUUGCGAGUGGGAGUGUCGGUGAGGCCGGCGCCAGGGAAGGCGGUGACCAAGACUGAAGUUGUGCUGGGGAUUGAGAAGCUGAUGACUGAUGAGGAGAUGAGAAAGCGUGCAACCUCUAUUCGCUCCAUUUUCGCUCAAGAAUUACCUCUCAUCUCUUCUGCAGCUUUGAAUGAUUUCCUCGAAUUCUUAAGUUCAGAUAGCGAGAAGCAAUAUAAAUCAAUUUGAUCCUAUAUGUGCCAUGUAUCAUUUAUGUAUUGCCCGCAUCGAUCAAACCUCAGAGUUCAGUGGUGCAAGCAAGCAUAUUAUAUACUCUUUCCUAUUGUAUCGUAGCUCGUAAGCCUUGCUUUGAUGAACAGUUCUCAAAUCUUGAUUAGAUAGUCUCAAUUGAAUUAAAUGUAUUGGUUA
Molecule: messenger RNA, 1922 nt
Organism: Dendrobium catenatum
Lineage: Eukaryota; Viridiplantae; Streptophyta; Magnoliopsida; Asparagales; Orchidaceae
Product: UDP-glycosyltransferase 73C4
Exons: 1
Coding region: 318-1742 (474 amino acids)
Molecular function (GO): UDP-glycosyltransferase activity
Source: RefSeq, a predicted model, not a curated record